AUGGCGGCGUCGGAGUUCGAGUUCUCAGCUCGAUUCGGGUCGAAUGGAUCUACUACUACCGGGCCGAUGAGCUCGGUAGAUGAGCUGUUCUUGAAUGGAAAGAUCCAGGCCAUGAAGCUCUCCACCCACCUGGAAAAGCCCCAGGUACCGUUGCAAGCUGUCAACGAGGAAGAUGGAGAUGAUCUAUUCGAGUUCGGGCCACUGAGAGGCAGAGAUCUGAGGAUGAGGGACAAGUCUUUGCGGCGGAGAACGAGAUCCAUGUCUCCGAUGAGAAACAUGCCCUUUGGUAAUAAUGACUGUUGCUUUGCAAAAGAUCUGAAGGAGGGUGAUUUGGGGAAGAAGAAGAAGAAGAAGAAGAAACCGGAGAAUGGUGAGGAGGAGGAGGAGGAGGAAGAAGUUGGGAGCUUGGAGACCAUUCCUUCAGUUUCAGCUUCGUCUUCAAGAUCAUCCUCAGUUGGAAGAAACUCGAAAAGAUGGGUCUUUCUGAAAGAUUUUCUCCACAGCAGUAAAAGUGAAGGGAGGAGUAAUAACAAAUUCUGGGCCACAAUCUCAUUCUCGAGUAGUGGUAAGGAGAAGAAAAUAGAGGUAAGUGUUGGGGGAGAAAAUAGGAAGAAAAUUGGCUCGUCCGAGACAAGUGUUGAUCGAUGCGGCAGAAAAUAG
Molecule: messenger RNA, 660 nt
Organism: Rosa chinensis
Lineage: Eukaryota; Viridiplantae; Streptophyta; Magnoliopsida; Rosales; Rosaceae
Exons: 1
Coding region: 1-660 (219 amino acids)
Source: RefSeq, a predicted model, not a curated record